Clarias gariepinus (North African catfish) is the source of this 2312-nucleotide messenger RNA. Its product is annotated as adhesion G-protein coupled receptor G2-like. Gene Ontology annotation, molecular function: G protein-coupled receptor activity. Gene Ontology annotation, biological process: adenylate cyclase-activating G protein-coupled receptor signaling pathway; cell surface receptor signaling pathway. Gene Ontology annotation, cellular component: membrane. The transcript has 6 exons. Lineage: Eukaryota; Metazoa; Chordata; Actinopteri; Siluriformes; Clariidae. The coding region runs from base 591 to 1613 and encodes 340 amino acids. The record is from RefSeq and is a predicted model, not a curated record.
CACAAUUACAUUUUUGUCAGAUGUGAUCCCCACAGUGGUACAUGUGUUUGCUUGAAUUUGUAUGUGCAACAUUAUGGCAUAACAGUUUGAAAUGCACUUCAUACAACAGUCUGAAGGCGGUAUGUAAUGUAUUAUUAAUGCUGCGCUUAUGUUUAUUCUCACAGAAAAAUUAUACCCUGUCAUGUCAGUUCUAUGAUGUGAAUGCUGCACUCGGUAUGUAGAAUUUUGCCAAGCGCCUUAAUGUUGAAGGUUGUUAUUAAUCGGAUAACAGUGAGGAGAACCAACAGUGAUAAGAAAACCCUUUUAAGUAAUUUAGUCUAAAUAUUUUAAUAAAUAAAUCAAAUAAUCAAUUCAUUAAUAAUAAUCAAUCGAUUCACUCACUCACAGACAGUUGUUGUGUCUGCAUUCAUGCAAGAUUAUUAGGGUGAACCACAGCAGCUCAAGAACAUCACAGAAACCCUACUGACUCCACUCAUAUCCGUCCUAUUAACAUCCUAUUAACAAACUAAGUUAAAGCAUCCUUUGUUGAUACGUGUCUACUUCUUAAGCACAGACUACAACAUGGUUAAAACUAAUCACAGGUUUUUAUUAUGUCCCAAAUAGGGCAGGAGUGGAAUGACAUGGGGUCUUACACAGAUCUCGAUAACUUUAACAACAGCAACACUGUAAACUGCUCAUAUGAUCACAUGACCCCCUUCGCGGUACUUCUGGUCGAUAUGAAUUUGGCACGAAUUAACCAAGUGCAUUGGACAAUCCUGUCCUACAUCAGUUAUAUAGGUUGCAGCCUUUCUGGACUUUUUUCAGCAGCCAACAUCUUCCUCUUCAUUUUCAUGAAGAGCUCAUACAAAGACAAUUCCCUCCGCAUCCAUGUGUCUUUGAGCGCAGCCCUUUUCCUCCUCAACGCCAGUUUCUUGUUCAGCGAAUGGGGAGCCUCGUGGUCUGAAAACAGUGUGUGCGUCUUAAUAGCAGUGAUAAUACAGUUCAGUCUGCUGUCCUGUUUCUCCUGGAUGGCCGUUGAAGCCCUACACUUGUACUUGCUUUUAAUCAAAGUGUUUAACACCCACAUUAAGCACUACAUGGUCAAGCUGUCCCUGUUUGGAUGGGGAUUGCCUGCUGUCAUUAUUGUAGGAAGUCUGUGUGUGUAUGGGAGUAAGCCUUUUUAUGGCAUGACAAAUAUAGAAUUAUCUGACAGUAAUACUCAUAUCUGCUGGAUUACUGACAGUUUCUUCCUGUAUGGCACGAACGUCACCUUCUUCUCCUUAACGUUCCUGUUCAACUUGUCCAUUCUGGUGGCAGUGACGCAACAGAUCUUUAAACUGCAAAGACUAAACUUUAGAGGCAGAAAACUUCCAUCUCGUAAGGACAUUUGCACAGUCCUGGGCCUGACCAUCCUGCUGGGAAUGACAUGGGGUUUUGCUUUCUUCACCUCAGGAUACACAAACUACCCCAUUCUUUAUCUUUUCUGUAUCUGCAACAGUCUGCAAGGAUUUUUUAUCUUCGUGUGGUUCUGUGGUAUAUUGAAGCGGAACAUGAGUCCCAUGGCAAAAACCUCAACUAUGUCCGAGUCAACCAGUUCUGAAGUCAAGACCAGUAAAGGAAGCUUUACCAAAUGAUUGGUUAUUAUGCAUCAUUCAGUGGUUAUAGUGUUAUCAUAUUUUUAUGUUUUUGUUAUGACAGUUUGACAUUUGUGUUGGGGGAGCAAACCUUUUAACUGAUGUCAGCACAUAGUUCAGCUACUACGUGGCAUGUUAUGUAUAUACAGUGACAAGCUUUUUAAGCCAAACAACACACAGUGCGUCAAACCAAAAUGUGUUCACAUUGUGCCAUAUCACACACACACACAGCCGUACUCGUGUGGAAGUAAACACCUUGUUGUGUCCUAUUGUUUAAAAUCAAUACCUUUUUGAGUACCCAGGUCACAUGUCACAUUAGGUCAAUCCCAAUGUACCAUGUGGCAUGACAUGAUGAAUGCUUAAAAGAUUAAUACAUUAGACAAUGAGUGAUUAAAAAUGAAUUCAGCACAAAACCAAACAUUAAAGUUUUUUUUUUAAUAACCAUUUUCAGCUUUGCAAAACAGACCACUUGAGCAAGUCUAAACUGGAUUUUGACUCCAUAAAAGGCUGAUGAAUAGGAAUCCAAAUGUUUUUAAAAAGCUAAGGGCUUUAAAACCAAACAGAUACAACCAAGAUUUAUGAACUUUACAGACAUGGAAGUGAGAAAAACACCAGGCAGAGAGCCACUAGAUUCUGUACAGAGAAUGUCACUAGUGGCCUCUAGCGGACAAUAUUGGUACUGCUCCACAGAAGAGCUGU